Molecule: messenger RNA, 1023 nt
Organism: Camelina sativa (false flax)
Lineage: Eukaryota; Viridiplantae; Streptophyta; Magnoliopsida; Brassicales; Brassicaceae
Product: glutathione S-transferase U8-like
Biological process (GO): glutathione metabolic process
Cellular component (GO): cytoplasm
Molecular function (GO): glutathione transferase activity
Source: RefSeq, a predicted model, not a curated record
GCUCAAGAAAACACAAACACACACAGAAAAGAAAACCAAACAGACUGUAUAUUACUUUUAACCGGAAAGAUGAAUCAAGAAGAGCAAGUAACGGUUUUGGGGUUAUGGGGAAGUCCUUUUAGCAAAAGAGUAGAGAUGGUCCUUAAACUUAAGGGCAUACCUUAUGAGUACAAUGAAGAAGAUGUUUAUGGUAACAAAAGUCCUAUGCUUCUCAAGUACAACCCCAUCCAUAAGAAAGACCCUGUCCUCGUCCACAAUGGCAGAUCAAUAGCUGAAUCUCUGGUGAUUGUCGAAUACAUCGAAGAUACGUGGAAGACAAGUCAGACGAUAUUGCCUCAAGAUCCUUAUGAGCGUGCCAUGGCCCGUUUUUGGGCUAAGCAUGUGGAUGAAAAGGUAAUGGUAGCAAUGUGGAAGGCUUGUUGGGGACCUAAAAGCGAAAGAGAAAAAGAAACGAAAGAGGCUUAUGAGGGUUUGAAAUAUCUAGAAAAAGAGCUUGGAGAUAGACAUUUUUUCGGAGGAGAGACAAUUGGAUUUGUCGAUAUAGCGGCUGAUUUCAUUGGAUAUUGGCUAGGGAUCGUCCAAGAAGCUUCAGGCGUCACGAUCAUGACUGCAGAGGAGUUUCCAAACCUUCAACGUAGGUCAAAAGAUUUUAUCGGCAAUGAUUUUAUUAAAGAAGUCUUGCCGCCAAAGCAGAAGAUCGCGGCUCUUUUGAAGGCCCAAUUUGGAAGUGUUACAUCUAAACUUAACGUAAUAAAAGUAUAAAACCCUCGUUAUUUAUUGUUUGAUACAUACAAUAGAAUAAAGUUGCUCUCGUCAAAACCUUACAAAUAAGAAAAAUGAUAUCUACAUACUAUCUAGGUCGUAUUUUUUUUUUUUUUGUCAAACUUUUAGUAAAUGUUUUCUAUAAUGGUUAUUUUAUUCAUGGAGUUGAAGUCUUGAAGAGUUUAUUUAAAAAAAAAAAAGAAGAGGAAGUGUAUAUUGAUUGAAAUUAAUUACAAUGGUUGGUAGUCAUUAUUCAUAUUU